AUGGCUGAACAAAGAACACUAAGGCAGCUUGCUGCUCCUGAUGUCAAUUACAAUGAUCUAUGCAUCCAAUAUACUGACGUUGAUAUUCCUUUUGAAUUGAAAUCUGGUUUGAUACACUUGUUGCCCAAGUUUAUUGGUCUUGCAGGUGAGGAUCCGCAUAAGCAUUUGAAGGAAUUUCAGGUUGUUUGUUCUACACCAUUGAGGCCUGAAGGUAUAACAGAAGAUCACAUCAAGCUCAGAGCUUUUCCAUUCUCGCUCCAGGGUGCUGCCAAAGAUUGGUUGUACUAUCUUGAGCCGAAUUCUAUCACAACUUGGAAUGAUUUGAAGAAGGUCUUUCUAGAGAGAUACUUUCCUGCUUCUAGAGCUGCGUCAAUCAGAAAAGAAAUAUGCGGCAUUAGGCAGGGAAACGAAGCAUUGGCAGAAUACUGGGAAAGAUUCAAGCAAUUAGUUUCCAGUUGUCCUCAACACCAGAUCACCGAGCAAUUACUCAUCCAGUAUUUCUACGAGGGGUUGCUACCAAUGGAUAGAAACAUUUUGGAUGCUUCUAGUGGUGGAGCACUUGUUGAUAAAACUCCAGCUGCUGCCAAGGCCUUGAUUGAGAACAUGUCACUCAAUUCGCAACAGUUCACAACUAGGAAUAAUUCUGUGAGUGUGAAUGAGAUUCAGUCUUCUUCUUCCUCUUCUUCCAUCAAGGCUCUAGAAACCAGAAUUGAAACAAGAAUUGAUGAGCUUACUUCUUUGGUGAAACAGUUGGCAGUUAGUAAAGCUCAACCAACAAAAGUGUGUGGUAUUUGUACUUCUUCUGAGCACCCGACUGAUACAUGCCCCAUUUUGCAAGAUGAGUCGAUCACUGAGUUGCCUCAAGCAUACGCAGCAAACCUUUACAAUCGAGGCAACAAUCAAAACAGGUACAACUCUCCUGACCUUUCCACUAACAGGUACCAUCAUAGUUGGGCGAACCACCCACUUCUGCGGUAUGGGAAUCCAACCGCGCAACAAAACACACCGCCUGCGGCUGCACCACCUGCGGCUGCCUCCGGACCUUUAUUGGAGGACCAUGUCAAGGAGCUGGUUCUAAAUAGCACACAAUAUCAACAACGAACAGAUGCUAGCAUUCAGAAUCUGACAACACAGAUGGGACAAAUGGCUAAUGCAAUAGGCCAACUGCAAGCUCAGGGCUCGGGUAACCUUCCUGCACAAUCAGUGCCGAAUUCAAAUGUGAGUGCAAUUACCUUGAGAUCCGGAAGAGUAUCGGAACCAGCUCUAGAGAAAAAGAAGAAGAAAACCAUUGCAUCAUCAUCUACUCCUGAACCUGAAAAUGUUAUUGAACCUUCUGUUACAACUGAAACUAGAACUGAAAAAGUAUAUGUGCCAUCAAUUCCUUUUCCUCAAAGGGUGCAGAAAAAUAAAAAGAAGACAGUUGAGGAAGAGAAAGAGAUUCUUGAUACAUUCAGAAAAGUAGCAGUUAACAUUCCUCUUCUUGAUGCAAUUAAGCAGAUCCCUAAAUAUGCAAAAUUCUUGAAAGAUUUGUGCACAAACAAGAGGAAGGUGAAGGAAAAUGAUAGAGUCAGUUUGGGGAGAAAUGUUUCUUCUCUCAUUCAUCCCAAAUCCAGUUCCUCGGCAAAUGUCUCAGUUCUCAGCAUUAAUGUUAUGCCUACUUAUGUUUAUAAUAACCUUGAUCUUGGUCCUUUGCAGCCUACAGGUUUGAUUGUUCAAUUGGCGAAUAGGAGUAAUGCCCGCCCUGUUGGAGUGUUAGAAGAUGUCCUUGUACAAGUUAAUGACUUAAUUUUUCCUGCAGACUUCUACAUUUUAGAUAUGGAGGGAGAAACUAAUUCCAGCAGGGCACCCAUUAUUCUAGGCCGACCCUUCAUGAGGACGGCAAAAACAAAAAUUGAUGUUUAUGAUGGCACAAUGUUCAUGGAGUUUGGCGACAUUGUCGUUAAAUUUAACAUUUUUGAUGCCAUGAAACAUCCCUUAGAGGAACACUCUGUUUUUUAUAUGGAUUUGGUUUCUGAGUUGGUUGGUGAGACCUGUCCUGAAUUCUUUUCCGCAGAUUUUGAUUCAUGUACUAACACUAACCUUUGCUCUGAGAUUGCAUCUGCCUUGCAGGAUAAUAACUUUCAUACAGGUGAAGAUAAAAUUGUUGAUGAAGAUGUCUAUGCAGCUGAAGUUCUUGACAUUCUGGCUACCCCAAGCAUACCAUCCAUUGAAGAGCCACCUUCCUUAGAGCUGAAGUCACUCCCUGAAAAUCUUAAAUAUGCUUAUCUAGAGAGGGAUGAAACACUUCCGGUUAUAAUUUCUUCUAACCAUGAUUUUGUUAAAGAAAAUAAGCUUUUGCAGGUUUUGAAGAAACAUAAAUAG
Molecule: messenger RNA, 2361 nt
Organism: Trifolium pratense (red clover)
Lineage: Eukaryota; Viridiplantae; Streptophyta; Magnoliopsida; Fabales; Fabaceae
Exons: 2
Coding region: 1-2361 (786 amino acids)
Source: RefSeq, a predicted model, not a curated record